Messenger RNA from Mytilus trossulus (common blue mussel), 3514 nucleotides. RefSeq names its product putative leucine-rich repeat-containing protein DDB_G0290503. Lineage: Eukaryota; Metazoa; Mollusca; Bivalvia; Mytilida; Mytilidae. Bases 244 to 2997 code for a protein of 917 amino acids. The record is from RefSeq and is a predicted model, not a curated record. The transcript has 12 exons. Gene Ontology annotation, biological process: DNA double-strand break processing involved in repair via single-strand annealing; DNA repair. Gene Ontology annotation, molecular function: damaged DNA binding.
AACUGGGGCAUCAUUAAAACUGUUACUGUUUCACUUUAAUUUGUUUACAUAAAAUACCUAAAAUUUCAUUUAACACGUCAAAGGGCUUACUUUUCAUACAAAUUUUCUAAAGUUUAGUCAAAUUAUUUUUGAGUUCAAUAUUUUUUCUGUGUCCUGAAGAAUUUUUCUAUAUAAUCCCACACAUCAUUGACAUCUCAAUUCAAAAAUUUGGAUUAGCAUCUUAAGUCAGUAAGCUGGUACAGGAUGGCAGCAGAAGAAAAGACAUUUAAGGGCAUCAUUAUAGAGGCAUUGAAUUUCCACAACAGAAAAAGUCGAGAUUACAUAGAACAAAUAGCUGAGUGGAAAGAAAGAUUUACUACGUUACAAAAGCAGAAGCAAAGGUAUCAGGAGGAAUACAGAAAUAUAAAAAGAGAAGUUGAGACCUAUACACAAGAGAAUAAUAAAUUAAAAGGAGAAGUAGAUAGUUUAAGGCAGAUUAUCAACAGAGAUCAGAGAAAUGAUAGAUGUACAGCAUGUAGUAGUUUCCAGCACACCAUACAGACACUUAAAGAUGUGUAUGAGAAUACACUAACACAGAAAGAUAACCAUAUAACUUAUUUAGAAAAUAGAAUAAAAGAACUAGAAAGAAGAAAACAUUGUAAUACAGAUGGACACUUAAAUGGAAAUUUGAACACUGCAUUAUCAAGCCCAGAUUCUACAAGUAAAUAUACACCACACAAGACUAAACAACAGCCUGGUUCUGACGAUGGACAUGCAACUGUAGAAUCCAAUAGGAAGUCACAUGACAAAAUAGAGGAGGAUCCAAGUCCUGAUAGGCUAGAUAAAAGUUUGAAACUGAGGCUACCAAGGAACAAAAAGAGAAGCAGAUAUUCAGAGGACCCUUCACCCGAACAGAAAAGACCAAGAAUGGAAGAAACAAUGAUUGAGAUGCAUUCAGAUGGUAUCGAUAAUGAAAGAAUUACGGGAAAAUCAUCAAGGAAAGAUAACUUGCAAAAGAGGCCCCAUAUUAUUGUCCCAGAGACCUGUUUAUUUGACGCUGAUUUAUUUGAAGAGGAAGAAGAAACAGUAUGUGACGAAAAAGCUGACAACGCCAAAAAUCUCACAGGAAUUAAGAAAAAUAAAUGGACAAUUGCUAUGGAUACUAGUUCUUCAUCAGAAAAUGAAGACAAUGGAUUGAAAAUUCAAGAUCAAGGUCAAAAGGAAAAGCAGGUCAAUAGGUCAUGGCUUCAUAGUAUGUUAAGCAGUCCAGAUUUGGACCAGACAAAGUUGAAUAAAGGUGAACAGUCUGAGGAAUUUGAAGGAAGAAAAAUUAAUUUGAAGAAAAAUAAAAGUGAUCCUUCUCACAUGUUAAAGCAAGUCAAUCCUGGAAGAGAACAAACUAAAGCUAAAACAUUAUCUCAGCAUGAUAGCCCACUCAAAUUGGUGCCACUGAAAAAUCGUAAAAUUGUAAAGAAAACAUCAAACCUCAAUUGUACAAAUUUAACAGAUGAUAUAAGUGGAGAAACUGUUCAUAUUCAUUCCAGUCCUGAGUUUUCAUCACCUUCAUUGGUCAGUAAUGGUCGAAUGGCCAGAAAUAUUUCAGCAAGAUCUUCACGACAACCAAUAGACAUUCCAUCUGACAACGAAUCUCCUUUGACUUCUGAAAAUGAACAAAGGUAUCCUGAAGUGGACGUUCUGUUCGAGGAUUCAGAGUCAUCACAAUCGUACAAAAUAUUGAAUUCAUCGAAAGACAGAAGUGUUGAAAAAUUAUCACGGAAGGUCAGAGGGAAAAAGUCAAGGUCACAGGAAAAGUCACCUGACAUUAACAGCUCUUGGAAAAUGAGGGAAAGGAAAUCAAAAGUACAUGAAAAAUCACCAUUAAAAGACACUUCCAACAUGGAUGAGGAGUUCAAAAAUAAGUUACGACAAAGUUCAUUGAGUCAAGCUUUUAUGAACGGCACAAAACAAGAUUCAGAUCUACAGCAGGCUAUAGAACAGUCUUUACAAGAAUCUACAGGAAAACUUUGUGAAAAACUUCAAUCUAACAAUGAAUUGCUAGAGUCCAAAGAAAAUAGUCCUCCAUUUAAAAAACCAGCAGUGCCAAAACCUAGAUUUAAAAGAAGUAAGCUGAGAAAAUCAGCAGAUCUUGAUCAAACUAUUGCACCUGCUGGUGAAGAAAAACAUUUAUCUGACAUAGACAUGGAAGAAACAAUGGCUCCAUCUAGGAUUAAUGAUAAACCAAAGGGAGGUAAUCCUGACCCAUUUAGAAUAAAUGGCAGUUUGGACCCUGCUAUUGAACUUUCUCAACUUUGUGCUGAAUCACAGGACCUAGGAGAUGAACUUGAAAUGACCUUGGCAAACAGACACAACAAUGGAAAAAGAGAAAAUAGGGUGAAGGAAAAUACAGACUGCAUAGACGCUUUACAAGAUUUCAGAUUAGAAGAUCUCCAUGGAAACGAUGAUUUCCCUAAAACAUCAACUUGUAUAGAGUUUGGUGAAGAUUCUCAAGCCAUUCCUUGCAGUUCUACAAGUGUUAAAUUCGGAGGUGGACGAUUAAAGGGACAAAAGAAAAAACUGAAAACUGGAGACACAGAAGACGUGGAAACAGAAGAACCACAGAUAAACAAACAGAUGGAUGAUAGUUUUGAUGUUCGUCCAAAGAUAACUACAGAGCCUGCCUAUGCCUAUGUUGAUGUUGUCCGUGGUAAAGAGGACAGAAGGAAACUGAAAGCUUUUUGGUGUCAAGAAUGUGCUGAUUUCUAUAAAGACACCGGUGAAUCUGAUGAGGCCAUACAGAAGAGGAUGCAGGAAUGUUCCAGACAUAGAGCUAGACAUGCCCCUCCAAGUACCCCUGAACAUUUUUGGUCUGUUGGGUUCAUGGACACACCAGAAUGUGAAGAGAGAGGCUACAUAAACAGAGAGGAAUCACCAGAAGAAAAGAAAGAACCAACGUUUAACAGAAGAAGUAAAUACAGAAAACUGUUCAAAUCUAAAAAUGAAGAAGACAAAUACAGCUGAUAGUCACAUGACAUCAACAUGACAAAAAUUCUUUUCAUAAAGCUGACAUCAACUGUACUAAGAAUUUGUUAUGUAAAUUAAAUGUGGGCAUAUGUGUAUUAAAUGUGCAUAUGUAAUUAAAUGUGGGCAUAUGUGUAUUAAAUGUGCAUAUGUAUAUUAAAUAUGGGCAUAUGUGUAUUAAAUGUGCAUAUGUGUAUUAAAUGUGCAUAUGUAUAUUAAAUAUGGGCAUAUGUGUAUUAAAUGUGCAUAUGUAUAUUAAAUAUGGGCAUAUGUGUAUUAAAUGUGCAUAUGUAUAUUAAAUAUGGGCAUAUGUGUAUUAAAUGUGGGCAUAUGUAUAUUAAAUAUGGGCAUAUGUAUAUUAAAUGUGGGCAUAUGUAUAUUUAUACUGGAGGUAUUGAAUAUUCAGGGAUUUAUUUCUUAUUUAUAUGUUAACCAAUGUUUUAGUUACCUUCUUACAUGUUGUCUAAUAGAGAUCUCAUUUUGGUUUUUUUUCUAUUUCUUUUACUUAAUAUUUAUU